AUGUCUUAUUCGUCUGUCGCAGUUCGUCACUUCACGGCCCCAAAGCCACGAUUGGACGCGAUGGCGGCCCCUCGCUCUGAGCCUACCAUGGAGACUAAGAUCAAGCCUACCUCGGUGGACGGCGUGAACGGCCAGAAUGUUGCGUCAGAAUCGUCGAAGAAGAAAGGGUCCACAUUCGCUAACCAAGAGUCUCUCCCGAAACUCCCUGUCCCGGAUCUAGAGGGCACAUGCAAGAAAUACAUUGAGGCCCUGUCUGCAUUACAGACGCCGAGGGAACAAGAAGAGACAAAGGCUUCUGUACAAGACUUUCUCAAGUCGGACGGACCUGUUCUUCAAGAGAAGUUAAAGAAUUAUGCGUCUUCGAAGACCAGCUAUAUUGAACAAUUUUGGUAUGAUUCUUACCUAAACUACGAUAGCCCGGUCGUUUUGAAUCUAAAUCCAUUUUUCUUGCUGGAGGAUGACCCCACGCCUGCCAGGAACCACCAGGUCACCAGGGCAGCAUCGCUUGUUGUAUCAGCCCUCAGCUUUGUCCGAGCUGUGAGGCGCGAAGAACUUGAGCCUGAUACCGUUAGAGGGACGCCACUAUGCAUGUAUCAAUAUUCUCGGCUGUUCGGAACAGCACGUCUACCCACCGAAAAUGGAUGCGUGAUCAGUCAGGACCCUCACGCCAAGCACAUUGUUGUCAUGUGUCGGGGCCAGUUCUACUGGUUUGAUGUCCUCGACGAGAACAAUGAUCUGAUUAUGACUGAGAAGGACAUCGCCCUUAACCUUCAGGUAAUCAUUGGGGAUGCGGAACAGACCCCUAUCCAAGAUGCCGCCAAGGGAGCUUUGGGUGUCCUCAGUACGGAGAACCGCAAAGUGUGGUCUGGGCUACGGGACAUCUUAACAAAGGAUGAGGGCUCAAACAACGCAGAAUGUCUCAACAUAGUUGAUACAGCACUCUUUGUUCUCUGUCUGGAUUAUACUGAGCCGAGCAAUACGUCUGACCUCUGCGCCAACAUGCUUUGUGGUACGAGUGAAGUGGUGAAGGGUGUACAGGUCGAACUUAACGGCAGUGCCGGUAUCAACUUUGAACAUACCGGCGUAGAUGGCCAUACGGUGCUGCGUUUUGCGAGUGACGUCUACACAGACACCAUACUUCGCUUCGCAAAAACUAUCAAUGGACAGGCGCCCACUCUGUGGGCAAGUAACAGCCCUGACCCGGCCAAGCGUGAUCCCCGAAGCUUGGCAAUUAUUGCCCUGCGAUUCGCCGAAUCCCAUCUCGCCGACCUUCUCAAGCAGCAUGAGUUCCGUGUGCUUGAGUUCGAAGGGUAUGGUAAGAAUUUCAUCACAUCUAUGGGGUUCUCGCCAGAUGCGUUCGUCCAGAUGGCAUUCCAAGCUGCGUACUACGGGCUGUAUGGCCGUCUGGAGAACACCUAUGAGCCAGCUAUGACCAAGUUCUUCUUGCACGGUCGGACAGAGGCGAUACGGACCGUCACCAGCGAAUGCGCCAAUUUCGUACAGACUUUCUGGGGAGAGAAUCCAGCAGAGCAGAAGGUGGAGGCUCUGAAGAAGGCAACUCAAAAGCAUACCGCUACUACAAAAGAGUGCUCCAAGGGACAGGGACAGGAUCGACACCUCUAUGCAUUAUAUUGUCUAUGGCAGCGGUCCUUUGAGGAAGGCUCUUCCUCUUCUGGCAAUAGUGUAAUAAGCAGCUCCAACGGCUACUCUAGCCCUGUCGAGAAUGGUUCUACUAUCGACUCACCCAAGGCGCCGUUAUCGGAUGAUGGCGUAUCCUCCACGACCAGCUAUGGCUUGCGUGCGAUUCGCCCGGCGCCACCCACCCCAGCACUCUUCAGUGACCCCGGUUGGGACAAGAUCAACAAUACGAUCUUGUCAACCUCAAACUGUGGAAAUCCAUGUCUGCGGCAUUUUGGUUUCGGCCCAACGUCUGCGGACGGCUUCGGAAUUGGCUAUAUCAUCAAAGAUGACUCCAUCUCGUUCUGCGCCUCGUCCAAGCACCGCCAGACCGCUCGGUUUUUGUACACACUCGAGUCGUAUAUGUUUGAAAUCCGCAAGCUGCUACGCGCCACGAACCGUAAUACGGCCAGUCCGCGAACCAGUCGGGCCCGGGAAAUGGAGAUCAUCGCCGAGCGGCUCCAAGGGGAUCACCGUCGGGGCCGGCUCGUCCGGGGAGAUCCUGGGGCAGUGCGCCGGGGUGCCGAUACGCCAACGACCGACAGCGGAGAAAUAGAAGACGACGGCAUGGGCGGAUACGGGUUCUUCGACGCCGGAAUGCUAUUGCAUGCACUCAAAGGCUUGAGUACAGACCGAGAGCGUAACGAGAAACCCGAACGACGUCGGUUUGUUGGCAAGAAACUACGUCUAAAUGAGUACUAAUGCUUUCUGCCUUGGGGAUUUUGGUUGUUUCUUGUUGAGAAUUUACGAUAUAUGCACAUUUAGAGCGAGAUACCAAUGCGAUUACUUGUUCUUCAAAA
Aspergillus nomiae NRRL 13137 is the source of this 2477-nucleotide messenger RNA. RefSeq names its product choline/carnitine O-acyltransferase. The coding region runs from base 1 to 2379 and encodes 792 amino acids. Gene Ontology annotation, cellular component: mitochondrion. The record is from RefSeq and is a predicted model, not a curated record. The transcript is spliced from 6 exons. Gene Ontology annotation, biological process: carnitine metabolic process. Lineage: Eukaryota; Fungi; Ascomycota; Eurotiomycetes; Eurotiales; Aspergillaceae. Gene Ontology annotation, molecular function: carnitine O-acetyltransferase activity.